Eleginops maclovinus (Patagonian blennie) is the source of this 4263-nucleotide messenger RNA. RefSeq names its product septin-7-like. Bases 272 to 1561 code for a protein of 429 amino acids. The transcript has 13 exons. Lineage: Eukaryota; Metazoa; Chordata; Actinopteri; Perciformes; Eleginopidae. Gene Ontology annotation, cellular component: septin ring; septin complex; microtubule cytoskeleton. Gene Ontology annotation, biological process: cilium assembly; cytoskeleton-dependent cytokinesis; intracellular protein localization. Gene Ontology annotation, molecular function: molecular adaptor activity; GTP binding; GTPase activity. The record is from RefSeq and is a predicted model, not a curated record.
CUGCCUCGUGAAUGAGAUAGUGGUCAAAGCCUUGGAGGUUUUUUCUUCACUGUGCUACAUCUGGUUGUGGUAUCCGUCAGCGGCCAUAUGUAAUUGAACCUCAUUCAUUGGUUAGCCGAUUGACUUGGCUCUCUUUUGUUUACAACGAACUACGUUUUUUACGGUGUGAAGUUCCCUAUACGUCUAGGCACCGCCAUUCUACCGGCCGUUAGUCUGUGUCUGCCUCGGUAACUGGUAACUACUGCAGACUGGGUUGUGAGAGCACAGAACAAUGAUCGAGCGACCCGAGACUGCGGUUCCCAGCAUCGCUCAGCGGAACCUCGAGGGCUAUGUGGGCUUUGCAAAUCUCCCCAACCAGGUGUACCGGAAGUCGGUCAAAAGAGGGUUCGAGUUUACGUUAAUGGUUGUAGGGGAAUCUGGUCUCGGGAAGUCGACACUGAUCAAUUCUCUGUUCCUGACUGACCUGUACUCCAAGGAUUACCCGGGGCCCUCGCAACGCAUCAAGAAGACUGUGCAGGUGGAGCAGUCCAAGGUGCUGAUAAAGGAAGGGGGCGUCCAACUGACACUCACCAUUGUGGAUACUCCAGGGUUCGGAGAUGCGGUGGAUAACAGUAACUGCUGGCAGCCUGUUAUAAACUACAUUGACAGUAAGUGCGAGGACUUCCUCAAUGCCGAGUCCAGAGUGAACCGCAGAUCCAUGCCCGACAACAGAGUGCACUGCUGCCUGUAUUUCAUCGCCCCCUCUGGACACGGUCUGAAGCCGCUGGACAUCGAGUUCAUGAAGAGACUCCAUGACAAAGUGAACGUCAUCCCUCUGAUUGCAAAAGCCGACACUCUGACCCCAGAGGAGUGCCAGCUCUUUAAGAAGCAGAUAAUGAAAGAGAUCCAGGAGCACAAGAUCAAAAUUUAUGAAUUCCCAGACACGGAGGACGACGAGGACAACAAGCUCAUCCGAAAGAUUAAGGAGAAGAUGCCGCUGGCAGUGGUCGGCAGCAACGUGGUGAUCGAGGUGAACGGCAAGAAGGUCAGAGGUCGCCAGUACCCAUGGGGCGUUGCGGAAGUGGAGAACGGGGAACACUGUGACUUCACCGUGCUGCGCAACAUGCUGAUCCGGACCCAUAUGCAGGACCUCAAGGACGUCACCAACAAUUUCCAUUAUGAAAACUACCGCAGUAAGAAACUGGCUGCUGUCACCUGCAAUGGAGUGGACACUACCAAGACCAAGGGACAGCUCACUAAGAGUCCCCUGGCCCAGAUGGAGGAGGAGCGCAGGGAACACGUGAUGAAGAUGAAGAAGAUGGAGGCAGAAAUGGAGCAAGUCUUUGACAUGAAGGUCAAGGAGAAGAAGCAGAAACUGAAGGACUCGGAGGCUGAGCUGGAGCGACGCCACGAGCAAAUGAAGAGGAACCUGGAGGCGCAGUACAAGGAGCUGGAGGAGAAGAGACGAGUGUUCGAGGAUGAGAAGGUCAACUGGGAAGCUCAGCAGAGGAUCCUGGAGCAGCAGAAGCUGGACGCCUCCAAGACGAUGGAGAAGAACAAGAAGAAAGGAAAGAUCUUCUGAAGCGACCGCUUCCUCACUUUUACACAAACUCUGUUAUUCUUCAUCCCCUCUGAAGUUCACAUGUACUGUGGCCCUCCAAACACACACACAUAAACAGAUACACACACAUGCACGUCUCUCUGCAGGGUCACCGUAUCUGUCGAAGCCUCUUAUUUCCAUGGGGAAUGCAUGUUUUUGUGAAAUUCUAUUUUCCUAUAUUUCCUGACAAAGAGGAGGCCCUUCCUCUGAAUGACAGUACGACACAUGGCAGGGACCACGCAUAGCCAUCUGUUCACAUGUAGUAGUGUGUGUUCUCUAGAUAUUGCAUAGAUCUGCAGAUAAACUAUCCCUCUUCUUUUAUUCUCCCCAAAAAUACCAUAACACAGGUGUACUGUAUAAAACACUCCAUCACAAAGACCUCAUUAAGAGUGUGUGAAGAGAAGGGAGAGUGUAUGUGAGUGAAGGGAACUGCGUCAGGAGCCAGGAGGAGUCAGGAGGGAUUGAGGCCCGGUCAUAGAAAGUCAAAUCAAUCAGCAAAUCUUUUGAAAGUGGGAUUCUACAAGUCUUAUUGGCCAGCAGCGUGAACCCUGAAAUGUUUAGUACCCCAAAGUUCUCUGAUUUAUAGUAGGGGUCCCCAGCACAUAGAAACUGCCGGAUGCUAACCUGCGUAUGUUGGGCAAUUGGCAGAAUUAGCAUCAGUUGUGUUAAUUAGCAUAUUCAGACAAUAGCUAAAAUGGCUUGGCCAUUUGUGGUGUGGUUUUGGAAGUAAUUGAGGAUCAAUUACUGACAUCUUAAGGAUCAUAACGGCCAGUUCUGAGUCCCCUAAAACUUAAAAAGUUAAACCUGCAAAUUUGGAAUCUGAAAAUGUCAGAAAUGGAAUCACCAUCCUCAAUAACCACAAAAACCACACCAAAGUUACCCAAUUUGGCCAUGCCAAUUAGCAAUAAUUGUCUGCAUAUGCUAAUUAAUGCAAGUUGUACAAUUUUAACAACAUAUGCAAGGCAGCAUCCGGCACUUUCUAUGUGCUGUGGACCUGGACUAUGCAUUCAUACAUAAAACUUUGUGAUACUCAACAUUUCUGGGUUCACUUUAACACUUUAUGAGCUGGCAACCAGACUAACCUUGUAGUACCUUUGCAGCAAUGCUUCCUGUCUCAUAACUCUCUUCAGGACAAUGCUCUUUUAUGGAGCAGCUUUCCCUCCAGCAGAGGAGAUUAAAUAAAAGCUAAUUCUAGCAGAGAAAUAAAGAAAUAAACUGGGGCUCCAGUAAGCGAACCUUACUUGGGGAAUUUAUCCAAUCUCCAGGCAAGAACGUCCUCUCUGUUCCGUUAUUUUGUAACUAUCCAACAUAUAUAGCACGAUGAAUUCACCUGUGGUUUUUCCUGUCCCAGCAGCAAACAAUGUCCUGUUUUUAUUUCCUUAAUACGCUGCUACAUAGUGUAAACAAAUUUGCCUAUACUGGUGUAAAACAGCUGAUCAACUACAACAAAUUCCUUUAUUUUGAACUCCAGCAACUCCAAUGGCAAACAUAUGCCCCAUGUAAGCAAAUCAACCAAUCAAAAUGUGGGCGGGGCCGGGCCUUCAGGCAGGAAUUCCAGUGGUGUGUGUGUGUGAGCAGUGUUGUAUUGGUGCUGUGUUUGAGGUCAUAGAAACUGCAGGGAGAUGCAGCAGCAGAAUAUUUUCGAUGCAGUGCGUCUCCCAUUCAUAACAGACAUUAUGCAAAGCCUCAUUCGGUGUCUAUGGCUACUAUGAUCCAACAGGUGUGUAAUAUAGUGAUUCAAGUGGUGGGUGUUGUCAUAGUUCUGAACCCUGUGCGGGAAGGGACCAUUCAUCAAAUUAUUCCUGUUCCUUUCUCCCUGGAAAGUUGGGACUUUGCCCAACCAGCUGUGUCUCUGAAUUUAUUUUGGAAUAUUCUACUAUAAUACUCUACGUAACUGCUUCCUCAAACAACAAAACAUCCCCCCUGAUCCUCUCAGUCCACAUCUGAGUCAAAUCAGUCGGCAUUAGCGAUGUGUUUCAACCUUUACUAUACCUUUCCAAGAGUGUAAUGUUUAUUUUCAUAUGAUGAUGAUGUUGCUAAUAAUACUAUAUGUAAGGUCAACAAACUAAAUCCCAUGUAGUUUUUCUUAAGACUCAUAGUUAUCUGUUCUUUUAGUAUAGAUUUCAAGAUGCCUGCAGUCCUCAUGUUGCAUUUAAGGAUACAAUGCUAAACCCUUACACCUUUAAUCACAUAAAAUAUUACCUUUCUGGAUUUGUUGAUGAUGGAUUAUAUUGUGUACAUACCGGAGGCUGCUCUGUGGCCUUUUUCUUUUGUUUGUUUUUCAGAUGACAUGCCAGGAACAGAACUUGUACUCACAUCAGAACCUAUCAUAUACUUGUCUUUAAGAAUACACGAUACAUUUCUAUACAUUUGUACACGUAUAUGCUGUAUACAUCUAUGCCAAUGAGUACACCUUCUCAGGACUGCUGUGUUAUAAUUUAAAGUCCAGAGGAAGUCAUGCUGGGGUCCCUACAAUUUAAAAUUGUGAUUUUUCUUUUCUUUUUUUUUUAACUGCUUGUGAACCACUUGCCCUUGGAAUACACACUACAAGUUAGGAUAAGUUUAGGUGACUUUCUUUUUGUAAUAUUAUCCUUUUUUUAUAUAUGUACACUCUUUACUGCUUCUCUUCUUUGUUCUGUCUCUAACUGUACAUGGUUAAUAAAGUCGACAUGGUUAUGCUUUAA